AUGGAUAUUUUAUUUUUACCAAUAUUACCAAAUGAAAUAAUUGAUCGUAUAAGCAAAGAAUUAUCUGGAAUGGAUCUAUUUCGCUUCACAUUAGCUACUCAUCCUGCUCUUAGUAUUAGCAAUUAUCAUUUAAUACAAUUACUUUAUUUGCAACCUGAUCUUUCAUUGGAUAAAGAAACAAAAUCAUUGCUUGAUAUGCGAAAAUCACCAUAUUUCCUUUCAGAAAAUAAUCUUCUUGAACCACGUUUAUUAAAAAAUGAAGAAUUAAUGCUAUUCAAAAUUUGGGGCAACAAUCGAACUUCACCAAAUAUUGUAACCAACUUGAAUCAAUUUAUAGAAAACCUGACGUGCCGAUAUGAAUAUGAUAUUUGGGGUCCUUAUAUUAAUUGGGAUACAUUUAUUAUUGCUGGUGGUUCAGUUAUCUCAUCUUUACUUGCCGAACCUUUAACAAAAAAUACAUCUGAUAUCGAUUUAUUUUUUUUACAACAAAACUCACGAUUAUUUAAAACUGCAGUAAAUGAACUAGAAAAUCAAUUACAAAGCAAGUACUUUGUUCGACGUAAAACUAUUUGGUCCAACAGACUAAUUCAAUUUGAUUUAUAUCGAAAAAUCACAAUCAACGACAUUUUCAAUGGCAACAACUUCUCACCAUCAAUCAUUAUUCAACUUAUUUGUCCAACUUUGUAUCCUAUCACUGUUUCACGAAUUCUACAUUCAUUUGAUCUUGAUAUUUGUGCUUGUGCAUUUGACUCUAAACGAGUACUUAUUUCCUUUAGUUGUUUGCAAGCACUGAAUUCUGGUCAUACAACAUGCUAUGCAAUGCCAGUGACUAACUCGCAAUAUAUGAGAAGGGUUCCACGUUUACUUAAAUAUCAACAACGUGGUUUUAAUAUUCUUUGUCCAAAAGAAUUCGACAUAAAUGCAUUUCUCACUACAAGUAUUGAAAAUUGCAACGAAUCUCAAUUUGAACGAACAUACCGUUUUCGAAGACGCCAUUUCGGUGACAAUCAUGAUUCAUUCUGCCUACAGAAAAAAUUUUGUGAACAUCAUAGUUUAAUAUAA
Messenger RNA from Rotaria sp. Silwood1, 1062 nucleotides. The record is from the annotation of a GenBank genome assembly. NCBI's taxonomy places the organism in Eukaryota, Metazoa, Rotifera, Eurotatoria, Philodinida, Philodinidae.